GGCCGGAUUGAGUCCGGCUUUUAAGGCUGGGGGAUGAGUCCAGGCUCGGGCAGAUGGUUGUAAAACUGUUGUAUUUACGUUUCAAUGUUUAGCGCUCGAUUGUGACUCGACUCGGUAAGAGAGAGAGAGAGAAAGAGAGAGAGAGAGAGGGUUAUCAUGGCCGCUCAGGUCGCUAGCGCUACCUCUCUCAACAGCAGCUCGCCUUCCGAGCUCAAAAAAGCGGACCGAGACCCAAAGGAGGAGUCGGUACCGGCCGAGAAGCAGCAGGAAAAUAAGGAGCCGGGAUCUGAGAGUGGAUCACCGGGCCGCGGCGGCGAACUGCAUGACCGGCCCGAGCCUGGCAAUGCUAUGGCAGCAGGAGGAGGGGAGUCCGAGAUGAAAAACGGCAAUCCUCCGCGGCUCCCCAAUAAUCAAAAUGAUUCGACCGGACCCGAAGCGAAUAACCACCCGGGCAUGGCGCACCAGCACCAGCCGUCCGGAUUUGCGCCGCCGUCCUACGGCUACGCGCACCACUACUCACGGGGCCCUUUUCAUCAACAUGGCGGACAACAAAGCCCUGGCAUGGCAGCCGCGGCGCCCAGCAACAUGAUGGAGCCGUAUGGACCGAACUCGCACGAGCACGGCUUUCCGAACCACCAGUUUAACAACUAUGGGCAGUUUCCGAACCGGGCGCCUUAUCCGGGCCCGGGCUAUGGAAUGAGUUCGCCGCGCAGCGCUCCGGCUCAGGCGGCUCAGGCGGCUAAACAGCAGCAGCAGCAGCAGCAGGCAGCGGGAGGAUCUCCCACUAUGGCCGCGUCAUAUAAUAAUCAGCGUUAUAAUAUUGCAAAUCCACAAGCUGCAUCGACACCGACUCUCAACCAGCUCCUAACGUCGCCGAGCUCCAACCGCGGCUACAGUAAUUACCAACCGAGCGACUACAACAACCAGGAAGGCGCUAACAAGGGAGAUAUCAAUCCUGCUGCUGCCCAGUACGCAGGCGGCCAUCCGGGCUGGCAACAAAGAACCCAUCUCCCCUCUCCAAUGAGCCCGGGAAGCACGGCUCAGAGUCUGGGUAGAAACCAGACACCAGGCUCCUUGGAUCAGAUGGGGAAGAUGCGUGGUCAGCCAUAUGGAUCAAGCAGCCCAUACUCACAGCAGCCCCACCAAGGACCUCCAGGGGGCCAGCAAGGGACUGCAUAUCCAGGCCAGGCCUUUGGCUCUACUGGUCCUCAAAGAUACCCCAUAGGCAUGCAAGGACGCAUGCAGUAUGGUCAACAGAUGGGAUAUGGACAGCAGGGACCAGGCAGUUAUGGGCAGCAGGGGCAACAGCCCUAUUAUGGGCAGCAAGGUCCGGGCCCUCACCCGGGUCAGCAGCAGUCACCGUAUCCACAGCCUCCACCGCAAUCUACCCCUCACGCUCAGGGUGGACAUCCCUACCCACAGCCACACACGCCCCAGCAGUCUCAAGGGCCAAUGGGUGCACCUCCACAGGGCCCAGCCCAAAAUCAACAGAGUCCCUACCCUCAGCCUCCUGCAUCACAGUCCACUCAGUCCCCAUACCCUCAGCAGCAAGCCCCCCAGACCCAGCCUCCUCCGCAGGGUGCCUCUCAGGCUCCUCCAGUGUCACAAGCUCAGCCCAGCUACACACCCAGCCAGCAAUCUCCAUCUCAGCAGAUCCCACAAGUACCAACGUCAGCCUCACAGCAGCCCUCAGCGCAGGGGCAGCCGUCAUCAUACUCCCAGAAUGCUUCGCAACAGCAGCAGUCUUCUUAUCCACGAUUUCCUCCUCCACCUCCUCAGGAGAUUUCCCAGGAGUCUUUUAGCUCACAGCCCAGUAGUGCUCCUUCCAGUCAGCCAGUAGCCUCCACUAAGAGCUCAUCUGAGGAAAUGCAAGGACGACCCUCCAGUCUACCUGACCUGUCAGGCUCUAUUGAUGACCUGCCCACUGGUACAGAGGGAGCGCUCAGUCCUGGUGUCAGCACGCCUGGAGUGUCUAGCAGUCAGGGUGAACAGAGCAACCCUGCACAGUCGCCAUUUUCCCCACACACCUCGCCUCACCUGCCCGGCAUCAGGGGCCCCUCACCCUCCCCUGUCGGCUCACCCGCUAGCGCAUCAGCCUCCCGCUCGGGCCCCCUAUCUCCAGCAACCAUGCCAGGAAAUCAGAUGCCUUCUCGUCCCCCUAGUGGUCAGUCUGAUGGUAUUUUGCACCCUGGUAUGAAUCAGCCUGGCUUGGGCCAGGACAGAGGAUUUAUGCAAAGAAACCAAAUGCCACCUUACGGCUCUCCUCAGUCUGGCUCCGCCCUGUCGCCUCGCCAGUCGUCUGGAGUUCAAAUGCAUAGCGGAAUGGGGCCUUUUCAGCAGAAUAACUCAAUGAGUGGAUUUGGGCCUCAGGGUGGCCAAUAUGGCCCACAAGGUUACCCCAGGCAACCUGGCUACAGUGGUAUGCCCAAUGCUAACUACUCAGGCCCUGGCAUGGGUGGAUCUAUGAGCCCCAUGUCUGGACAGGGAGGAGGGCCACCGUUUGCUGGAAUGCCACCUAAUAGAAUGCCACAUGGACAGAUGGGUGUACGACCUUAUGGACCUAACAUGGGGCCCAACAUGGGGCCUAAUAUGGGCAACAUGCCCCCUCAGGUGGGAUCUGGGAUGUGCCCACCACCAGCCCUCAACAGGAAGCAGCAAGAAACAGCAGCCAUGCAACAUGGAUCCACAAAUUCAAUACAUACCAGAAUGCCUGGUUAUCCCAACAUGUCUCCCGGUAUGAUGGGCUCAGGACCUCCAUACGGGCCCUCCUUGAAUAACAUGCCAGGAAUGAUGAACACCCAAGGACCACCAUAUUCUAUGGGUGGAAACAUGCCAAACAACAGUGGGAUGUCCCCUGGUCCAGAAUUUGGCAUGGAUGGGAAACUGAACCAAGCACAGAAGAUAAACAACAAGGUUGAGGGAACACCCAAGACAGAGUCCAAAUCAAAGAAGUCCAGUUCUUCUACUACUACCAACGAAAAGAUCACACGUCUGUAUGAGCUAGGUUCUGAACCAGAACGCAAGAUGUGGGUGGACCGCUACCUAGCCUUUGUUGAAGAAAAAGCCAUGGGCAUGACCAACCUGCCAGCUGUAGGCCGCAAACCACUCGAUCUGUUCCGUCUCUACAUGUGUGUUAAGGAGAUUGGUGGUCUUACACAGGUAAAUAAAAAUAAAAAGUGGAGGGAGCUUGCAACAAGCCUGAAUGUUGGCACAUCCAGUAGUGCAGCCAGCUCACUAAAGAAGCAGUACAUUCAGUGUUUGUAUGCUUUCGAAUGCAAAAUCGAGCGUGGAGAAGAUCCACCACCUGACAUCAUGUCAACAGAGACCAAAAAGAACCAAGCUAAGGUCCAGCCACCUUCUCCAGCUGGAUCUGGUUCCCUGCAGGGACCUCAGACACCCCAGUCCACAAGCAGUUCCAUGGCUGAGAGUGGGGACCUGAAACCUCCUACUCCUGCUUCCACGCCACAUAGCCAAAUGCCCCCAAUGCAAAGUGGCAGGAGCAGUGUGAACCUUCAGGAUCCAUUUGCUGACAGCAGUGACCCAGCUUUCUCUAGGAGAAACGCUAUGACCCCCAACUCAGGCUACCAGUCUGGGAUGAGCACUCCAGAGAUGCCUGGCCGCAUGGGUCCAUAUGAACCGAACAAGGAUCCGUUUAGUGGUAUGCGUAAAGUUGGAGAGUCAUUCAUGCCUGGAGGACAGGGACCUAAUAGCACAAUGGGAGAGCAAUUUAAUCGUGGAAAUAUGCCCAUUGGACAGAGACAGCAGUAUACAUAUGGGCCAAACUACGACAGAAGGCCAGAAUCAGGGAUGGGCCCAGAAAGCAAUAUGGGGCCUGGUGUUCCACAGCCAAACAUGAUGCCUUCAAACACUGACACUGGGAUGUACUCACCGAAUCGCUACCCUUCACAGCAACAGAGGCACGAAUCCUAUGGCAAUCAGUAUCCUGGCCAGGGGGCGCCUCCUGGUGGCUCAUAUCCAAAUCAGCAACCAGGGAUGUUUCCACAGCAACAGGCAAACUACAAAAGACCAGUUGAAGGAGGAUACCCUCCAGCAAAGCGCCAUCACGAUGGAGAGAUGUAUGGCGGGCCUUUUGGUGGCCAGCAGCCACAGCAGCAGUCUCCAGCUCCUCCUACCGGUCCUUCAUCCACUCAGCCAGAGAUGUACAACCAGUAUGGCGGCUCCUACCCGGGUCCAGAACGCCGGCCCCCUGGAGCACAAAACCAGUUCCCUUUUUCUUUUGGAAGAGAUCGGAUACAGCCUGGCUCAGGUCCAAACUCCCAAGGUUCAAUGCCCACUCAAAUAAUGAGCAGCUCUAUGCAGCCUGGACCCGACGGCCCACAGGCUGGCAUGUGGCAGAGCCGGGGUGAGAUGGGUUACCCCAACUAUCCGAACAGGCAAGGACCUCUUGGAGGACCCGCGCAGGGCCCGGGAUACCACGGCAUGAAUCGAUCCGAAGAUAUGAUGUCGUCUGAGCCGCGUAUGAACCACGAAGGACAGUGGCCAGGAUCAAGACAGCCGCCAUAUGGCCCAGCAGGAGCCGGUCCACCCAUGAGCCGACCUCUCCAGUCCAACUACCAGCCUCCUCAAGCCAUGCAGAACCACAUUCCACAGGUGUCCAGCCCAACGCCCAUGGUCAGGCCCAUUGAGAGCAGGACCUCCCCCAGUAAAUCUCCUUAUAUGCACAGCAACAUCAAGAUGCAGAAGGCAGGGCCACCAGUGCCAGCGUCCCACAUCAUGCCUGCAUCGGGGCAACCCCCGAUGUUAAGAAGAGACCCUCCAUUCCCUCCAGGCUCUGUGGAGGCCACACAGCCUCUUCUCAAGCCUCGCAGACGGCUUACCAUGAAAGAUAUAGGUACUCCAGAGGCAUGGCGGGUUAUGAUGUCUCUAAAAUCAGGUUUGUUGGCUGAAAGCACAUGGGCUUUAGACACCAUCAACAUCCUGCUGUAUGAUGACAACAGUAUUGCCAAUUUUAACCUUGCUCAGCUCCCAGGCUUCUUGGAACUAAUAGUGGAGUAUUACAGACGUUGCCUUAUUGAGAUCUUUGGCAUUCUAAGAGAAUAUGAAGUUGGUGAUCCAGGACAGAGAACUCUAUUGGACCCUAAUGCUCUUAAAGAUGAAGAGAAUAACGAGCUCGAGGAAGAGACCAUGGCGGCAGCCAUGGAAGACGAUGAUGAAACAGAAGAGGAGGGUGACGAAGAUGAAAACUCAUCUCAGCUUGUGGAACGUGUGGCAGCAGCACAGUCAGAAAAAACGACCGAAUCGAAGAAAGACGAGAAUAAAAAGGAGAUACCCACAGAGCCCAAAACAUCAGAGCCACCCUCUGCUGAUGCUAGUGUCACUCAGGAAAGACCAAAACAGGCCAGCAAAUUUGACAGGCUUCCCGUGAAGGUGGUGAAAAAGAAGGAUCCUUUUGUUGUGGAUUGUUGUAACAAGCUUGGGCGGCUUCAGAAGUUUGACAGUGGUCUGGUGCACUGGAGUAUUGGUGGUGGAGAUACAACAGAGCACAUUCAAACUUAUUUUGAGAGCAAAGUGGAUCUUUUGCAGCUGAAGCAGACACGGCCUGUCCAGACAUGUAAAAGGAAGGAAGUGUCUGAGAAGCAAGCAGAGACAGAGGCACCGAUAGAACCCUCAUGUAAUGUGGAUCAAAGUAAAGAGGAGGACCAGACGCAAACUCUGCCAUCCUCAACAAGACAACCAACAGAAGAUGUUUCAGAUGUGAAGAAGGAGAAACCUGCUAAUGGCCCUGAAACAUCCUUGGAACCAGUAUCGGAUAAAGAAAAGGAGGAGGCACAGACAGAGGAAACCAACCAGGAGACGAGCAAGCCUGUUCUUCCCAGCAUAACCACCUCUCAGCACUCUGUAUUAGAGGAUGAACCUCACAGCAAGGACGAAGCCCCACUAAUUACGCUUUCAGAAUGGCAGGACUCGCUUGCCCGCCGCUGCAUAUGCGUCUCCAACAUUGUCCGCAGUCUUUCAUUCGUCCCUGGAAAUGACUUGGAGAUGUCCAAACAUCCAGGGUUGCUGCUGCUACUGGGCCGCCUCGUGCUGCUUCAUCAUCGGCACCCCGAGCGUAAACAGGCACCAUUGACAUACGAAAAAGAAGAGGAAGCGGACAAGGAAGUAAGCCACAAGAACGAAUGGUGGUGGGACUGCCUGGAGCUGCUGCGAGAGAACUGCCUGGUCACCCUGGCCAACAUCUCAGGUCAGCUGGACUUUUCUAUCUAUUCGGAGAGUAUCUGCCUUCCUCUGCUCGACGGCCUGCUCCACUGGGCCGUUUGUCCUUCGGCAGAAGCACAGGAUCCCUUCCCCACUCUUGGGCUUAAUGCAGCCUUAUCUCCUCAGAGACUGGUUUUGGAGACUCUCAGCAAACUCAGUAUACAGGACAAUAACGUGGACCUCAUUUUAGCAACCCCUCCCUUUAGUCGACUAGAAAAGCUUUUUGGGAAUCUUGUACGCCUGGUCGGAGAACGAAAGGUGCCUGUAUGUCGAGAGAUGGCAGUUGUACUCUUGGCCAACCUUGCCCAGGGUGACAGCCUAGCAGCCCGUGCCAUUGCGGUACAAAAGGGCAGCAUAGGAAACCUUUUGAGCUUCCUUGAGGACAGUUUAGCAGCCACACAGUUCCAGCAGAGCCAAGGGUCCCUGUUGCACAUGCAGGGGGCACACUUCGAACCCACUAGCGUGGACAUGAUGCGUCGGGCUGCUCGGGCUCUACACGCCCUUGCUAAGGUGGAGGAGAACCACUCUGAGUUUACGCUUUACGAGUCACGGCUACUGGACAUCUCCACCUCACCUCUUAUGAACUCCUCAGUGUCUCAUGUCAUCUGUGAUGUACUCUUUUUGAUUGGCCAGUCAUGACAGCUGUGGGGAGCGGUGGCUCCACCUUCUCUGGUUUUUAUUUUCUCCUCACCGCCUGUGUCCUUGGUGAGCAGGGAGUGGAAAACAGAGAAAAAUGACUGUUCCCCCUUUUUUAAUUUAUGCAAGCCCUUCGGAUUUCACCCUUCGAGUCCUAUUUUUGCUGUGUCACAUUUUGGGGAGGUUCUCACAAAUUAGCUAUGGAUCGUAAACUAACCUCAAAAAUGGACACAAACUGUAAACUCUGAUGCCAACUAAACGAUACUGACUGGGACCCCAGGUUUUAUGUUUUACUCAGUGGGGAAAGGGUCACAUUUUUAUAGCAAAAUAAAUAAAUGAAUAAAAUAAAUAGAAUUUUGACCAAAGUUGCUGUCGCGUUUACAGUGAGUUUGGGGUUACCUGCACCCUUGCUUUCCCCUGAAGGGCAAAUUAGGUGCAGAGUUCUAGUUCAUAUUUGAGUCUGUUUAGACAAGUGAGCAUUCUGAUGGUGUUGUAGGUGUACUGUGAUGCUGCACUGUCAUCCCUACUGGAGCUGCUUAUUAGCCAUGAGCAUAAUAACCUUGCAGUAGAGGCUUGUGGAGUAGAUUGUAUAUGUUUUCCAUACAGUUCUGUACUCCGAACAACUGAACACAAUGCAGCAUUGUUUCUUGUGGAAAAAUCCUGGCUCAGCAGCUUCAUUCUAGUUUUAAACAAUUUUUAAGAUUCGGUUUGAUGGCAGAGAGAUAAAGGCUUUCUCCCCCAAAGUAUUGAAACCUGGGACAUUGUCAGCUCUUCUGUCAAACCCCUUGAUUGUAUGACUCGCCCCUUAUAAAGAAAUCACCUCCUCGGACUGAUUUUCAUCUAAGAUACAGCCCAGGCUGUGAUGUAUAUAAGAUGUUGUACAUUACACUUUUUUCUGUCUCUCUUUCCUGCCCUGUCUUUCACUCUUAUGCUUCACACUUCUUACCUUUGAAGAAUGAAAGUGGACACUUGAGUCGGGUUCAUCGCAUAAAAUCCUUAGGUAUAUAAACAGAACCACCUUUCGGCCUCACCACAGUUUCUCCAUAGUACAGCAGACACAAAUAUUUUAAUUUCAUCUUCUGGUACAACAAAAUAAACUCUAGAUAAUGAAACACGGUUGAGAUAUUUUUUUCUCCAGUGAUAUGAACUCUUCAUAUUUGUAUUUCGAACUAUGUAGCUAAAACGUAAUGUAAAUUCUUCCUUUUUUCCCUUUUUUGGCUCAAUGAAUAUCAUUUAUUCAGUAUGAAAUCUUUAUACUAUAUGUUCCAUGUGGUAAAAAUAAAUGUACAUUAAAUCUU
Trichomycterus rosablanca is the source of this 8150-nucleotide messenger RNA. It is a transcript of the gene arid1aa, whose product is annotated as AT-rich interaction domain 1Aa. The transcript has 20 exons. The coding region runs from base 157 to 6855 and encodes 2232 amino acids. Gene Ontology annotation, molecular function: nucleosome binding; DNA binding. Gene Ontology annotation, cellular component: SWI/SNF complex; brahma complex; nucleoplasm. Gene Ontology annotation, biological process: chromatin remodeling; positive regulation of DNA-templated transcription; regulation of transcription by RNA polymerase II. The record is from RefSeq and is a predicted model, not a curated record. NCBI's taxonomy places the organism in Eukaryota, Metazoa, Chordata, Actinopteri, Siluriformes, Trichomycteridae.